CAAAACAUCUUCUUCCCCUUACAAAAGAUUUUGACCUCCUAUGCAUCAUCCAUCAUCUAUAUAGUGAAACACAUCCUUAUAUAUAAUUAAAACCAAAACAAAAUCAAAAAUCAAAAAGGCAUUAAAAGCAUGACGUUUUCGUGUCGUCGAGUAUCAAUCCGUAUCUAAAUAAACCCUCCAUUCAAGGUUUCGUUUUGAACGAUUUUGAAAAGAACAAGAAAAAAUGCCUUUCCGUUCAAAAGUCCAACCUAUCAACGUCAACGGUGUAGCCAAGGAGCCAGAGCCGGCGCCUGCGAUGAGACAAGGGCCAAGAUCUCGACUGAAGCGACUCUUUGAACGUCAGUUCAGUCUGAAGAGCUUCUCAGGUGUGGAUUCACCGCUUGCGAGAGGCAACUCGGAAGAAUUCGAACCGGGCUCUGUCUGUUUGAGGAAGAUGGUUGAGAACUACAUGGAGGAUCCAGACAGUGAGAAACAAUCACGUUGUAUUGGUCGUAACCACUGCAACUGCUUCAGUGGAAGUGGCACCGAUAGCUCCGACGAAGACGAAGAGUCUUCUUCUUCCAACGGAGUUCUUCGAAGCCUCAAGAGUCUGUUACUUUGUGCUAAUGUCACCGAGAGUGAUCUGGAGACUAAAGCAACAGAGCUUGUUGAGAAAGAAGAUAAGUGUAAGGACUCGAGGUUGAGAGAUGUUGCUGAUGAAUUGGUGGCUUUAGGCUAUGAUGCAGUAGUUUGCAAAUCUCGCUGGGAGAAAUCGAAAUCGAGAUGGUGUCCUGUUCCUGCUGGGGAGUAUGAGUAUUUGGAUGUUAUGAUUGGAGAUCAAAGAGUUUUGAUCGACAUUGACUUCCAGUCCAAGUUUGAGAUAGCUCGACCGAGUAAGACUUACAAUUCGAUAUCCAAGACACUGCCUUACGUCUAUGUUGGACAAGUGGAUAGGUUGAAGAAGCUUGUGGUAUUUGUGUCUGAUGCUGCAAAGAAGAGCUUGAAGAAGAAAGGGCUGUCAAUGCCACCAUGGAGGAGAGCUGAGUUCGUGUUAACCAAAUGGGUGUCUCGUUAUGAUCGUGCUAAGCAAACUCAAGGAGAAACCAGUGGAGAUGCUGCUGCUGCUGUCCAACCAUAAAGUGGCUUCUUAAUUAAUUUAUGAAUAAUAAUAAAAAGACUUUUUAUUUUCUUUGUAAUAAUAAAGGUAUGAUUUUUAAGGAUCAUACCCUCUUUCUUAUUUUUGAAGAUUUCUUAUGAUCCUUGUCGAAGAAACCAGUCCUUUUUUUUUUUUAUGAAUUUGAUUUAUAAUCA
Camelina sativa (false flax) is the source of this 1290-nucleotide messenger RNA. RefSeq lists its product as uncharacterized. NCBI's taxonomy places the organism in Eukaryota, Viridiplantae, Streptophyta, Magnoliopsida, Brassicales, Brassicaceae. The record is from RefSeq and is a predicted model, not a curated record.